AUGAUUCUAUUUUCAGCUAUUUCUAAAGGAUCUCUUAUAUUAUGUGAAUAUACUGAAUCAAAUGAAGAUUUCUAGUCAUUAAUUUUGAAAUAGCUCAAAUUCAUUAAAAAUAAUGAAGAGAAACAACAAUUUCAAAUUGUAUUUCAAAUCCUUAUUUUAAUCCUAGAACGAGUACACGUUGUAUCACUUUCAAAAAAACCAAUAUAAUUUUAUGUGUUUAUUGCAACAACCCGAAAAUAAUCAGAUCGAAGAUUAGAAAACAUUUGCCUACCAGUUUCUUUAAGACAUCGCAGAUAAGUUUUAAUUGAUGACUCAGUGUAAAAUAAUAAUUUAACAUCAGCUCAAGGAAUAGACAAGGGUCAAUUCACUAAGGUUAUUGCAGAAAUUAUGGUUUAAUAUAAUUAAAAAACUGAAAACCACGUUGGCCAAUUAAAACAAGAAAUUUAAGAGUAAAUUAAAAAUAUAUUUAUAGAACACAAACUCAUUAAGAAAUUAAUUCAUAAAAUGUGUAUUAGGAACCUAAAGGUGCUUCUAAAAAAGCGCAUUUCGGUUACAGCGUUUAUACCUGUAAAUCAAUCUUCUUUGUUAUUAACUUAUUUCUAGCUGGAAUGCUUGUUGAAUUAUUUACUAAAUUUGAUAAAUAUUUAUGA
Molecule: messenger RNA, 650 nt
Organism: Paramecium octaurelia
Lineage: Eukaryota; Ciliophora; Oligohymenophorea; Peniculida; Parameciidae
Source: the annotation of a GenBank genome assembly